CGCAUAGCUUGAAUGCAGUACAUGGACUGUACCAACAAGAGAAGAAUACACUCACAAACAUGUUUUUCAAAGACCCACCUUUUCCUAAAUGUUUUACAUAUGUUGUUACUAUUGUCUGGGGGUUUGAUUAUGAUAGGCUUUAGUCUACUAAAAUGUAGCCAUUUAUUUUUUCGCAUAGUGUAUAUCCCCCACACCUCUCUGCUCGUGACACUGAAAACUCACCCCUCCUCUUCUCUGGUGAAAGCAAGGACCAGAGUCUAUGCUGAAGCCUUCACUGAGCCUAUUUGGCCAGCAGCAGCCACUGUUCCAGCCAAUGCCUCCUACACAUACCCUUGGACCCCCUCCACAGACCCUCGGACCCCCUCCACAGACCCUUGGACCCCCUCCACAGACCCUCGGACCCCCUCCACAGACCCUUGGACCCCCUCCACAGAUCCUCGGACCCCCUCCACAGACCCUAGGACCCCUCCACAGACCCUCGGACCCCCUCCACCAGUAGUAGUGACCCCGGAUCCCCACUGUUUCCCCCUCUCCAGUCCUCUGUCUGCCAAACCUCCCACUCACCUCCAGCUGGUGCAGGGGCCCCCCUGCCCUGUCCCACCUCCCACUGCCCAGGCGACCCUCAACAGCAGGCCCCAGGAGAAAGAUGCUCAGAUCGGGGCCACAGACCAGGACGCUACCUUGGAGGAGCUGUGUAAGCCUCUGUACUGCAAACUGUGCAACGUCACCCUCAACUCUGCUCAGCAGGCACAGGCCCACUACCAGGGAAAAAACCACAGUAAGAAGCUGAGAAAUUUCUAUGCAGGCAGCCAGCAGCCACCUGCCAUCAGGAUUCCGGAGGUAAUAGAGCCACUUUCCCAGCAGCUCCUCAUGACUCCACCAACUGACAGUGCAACUCCCAAACAGCCGGUGUCAUUCAUGGGUGCCAGCAGGGUGAUCUUAGCCACGGAGAACGACUACUGCAAGCUGUGUGAUGCCUCGUUCAGCUCCCCUGCUGUGGCUCAGGCACACUACCAGGGCAAGAACCAUGCCAAGAGACUGCGGCUGGCUGAGGCCCAGCAAAGCAGUAGCAUCCUAGAGUCGACGGAGUGUGUCCAGAGGCGUCCGAGGAAAGAGGGGAGCGAGUACAGGUUUAUCAAGAACCGUAGGACCCCACAGGUGCCUAUUGCCGUGCCAGGCCCCUACUACAACCCCCGGCCCAGGCAGAGGAUCCCCAGGGACCUGGCCAUGUGUGUGACGCCCAGCGGCCAGUUCUACUGCUCCAUGUGCAAUUCUGGGGCCAGCGAGGAGGCCGACUUCCGCCUUCACCUGGAGAGCAAACAGCACAAGAGCAAGGUGUCGGAGCAGCGCUACCGCAGCGAGAUGGAGAAUCUGGGCUACACUUAGGAGGGCAGUGCCACAGCACAGGGGAGGAGAGGGGAUGGAGGGUGAGGGAGGGGGAGACAACGACUAUCUUCAUCAUGCACUGUACGCUAGAGGCCAGUAGAAUGGGUAGAGACUAUGUUCUGCAGCAAACUAAAAUGUGUGGAAGAGGAGGGUACAUUUAUGUAAUUUAUAUACAUAAACCACUCUUCUACUCUUUUCCUUAAUGUGUAUAAUUUAUUGAUCUUCUGUUCCUGUUUUAGUUUGUUAAUGUAGUGUACAUAUUUGAAUGACAUUUCUAGAAAUAUUUUAAGGUGUGCACAGAAUGUCCACCUGCUGGUACACUUGUGGAUGUUUCACUCCUGCUUGAUUCUGUUUGCCUGUACUGACCCAAGCCUGUGUGUGAUUACCAUGCAUUUUGCAUCUCAGAUGAAACCAGGGAUUUGUCCAUAUUUCACACUGAAUUUGACCCAUAGUAGGCCUACAUGAAGAACCCACCAUGCUGUAGGGUAUAUUGGUGAAGAUUUUAUCUCACAAUCUGUUUUCUUUCCCCGGUUUAAACCUUGUUAUGACUAGGGCCAGGGACAAUAUCAGUAUUGCGAUACUUGUUAAUAGCUUGGCAAGGAAACAAAAAAUGAAGUGGGUUAAACUUCUUUAGGAAAACAACCCUAAUGUUGGAAACAAACAUCAUUAUGUUGUCAACCAGAGUCACAUUUAUUUAUUUCCAAGUUAUAGCACAUAAUAUUUUAUUUACGGCAGGUAAAUAAAAUAUUAUGAGUUUGGUCUGCUUUGUGUUUUCAUGUUUGCCACUGAAGAAAUAUCGCUAUACUGGUAUUGUCACAGCCCUAGUUAUUACCUGAGUUUUAGUAGCUGGACAUCUCUACACUACAGUAUAUGGACAUCCCUUCAAAUGAGUGGAUUCUGCUAUUUCAGCCACACCCAUUGCUGAC
Oncorhynchus tshawytscha (Chinook salmon) is the source of this 2312-nucleotide messenger RNA. Its product is annotated as zinc finger matrin-type protein 3. The record is from RefSeq and is a predicted model, not a curated record. NCBI's taxonomy places the organism in Eukaryota, Metazoa, Chordata, Actinopteri, Salmoniformes, Salmonidae. Gene Ontology annotation, molecular function: nucleic acid binding; zinc ion binding. The coding region runs from base 13 to 1386 and encodes 457 amino acids. The transcript has 6 exons.